Molecule: messenger RNA, 3959 nt
Organism: Trichosurus vulpecula (common brushtail)
Lineage: Eukaryota; Metazoa; Chordata; Mammalia; Diprotodontia; Phalangeridae
Gene: DDX18
Product: DEAD-box helicase 18
Exons: 14
Coding region: 376-2304 (642 amino acids)
Biological process (GO): maturation of LSU-rRNA from tricistronic rRNA transcript (SSU-rRNA, 5.8S rRNA, LSU-rRNA)
Cellular component (GO): nucleolus
Molecular function (GO): nucleic acid binding; RNA helicase activity; ATP binding
Source: RefSeq, a predicted model, not a curated record
GGCACAGGACCAGGCCAGAGUGGCUGGAACCAAGAGCUUUUGCUGUCCCAUCCGUACAGCGGGUAAAGUGUGAAACACGAGAGAGAUCUCCCCAUCCGCCGGUCCUGCAGGAUUGGGCUUAAAACCCUCGGUUCUGUGUGAGAGUAAAGAUAUCAGCACAAGCAACGCGACCUCCUCACCCGCAGGGGACGCUCGUCCGGGUCUGGUUGCCAGGCCUUCUCCACGCCCGGAAGCAUUUGUACUGUGUGCGAAGAGGUCUGACGCGCAAUUUCCGGUUUCCGACGUGCUCCCACGUGUGGGCCAAGAAAGAAGAGUCUGUGGAACAGGCGACAGGAAAAAGACAGAGAGGGACCGCGGAGAAGAACAGCCCGCAAAAUGUCGCACCUUCCGAUGAAGUUGCUGCGCAAGAAGAUCGAGAAGCGCAAUGAGAAGCUGCGUCAGAGGAACCAGCGGCUGAAGCAGAAAGAGGCCUUGAGGGCCAAUAUACCAGAAGCCCAAGAUGAGCAUGUAUCAGAAGAAACAGUAGAAGAAAUAAAAGUGGAAAAAUCUCCCAAGAAAUCUACAGUAUUAGCAGCCAGUGAAGAAUCAACUGCACAGCUCCCCAAUUCUGAAUUAAAAAAGAAAAAGAAGAAGAAGAAAAGGAAGAUAACAGCUGAUGCAGGACCUGAAAACAAAAAAGCAAAAACUGAAGACCAAGAGGAAUCUGAUGAUGAAAGUGAGAAAGAUCCCAAAAUAAAAGAAAAUACUAUGGAGGAUCAGAAUGAGGAUGCUGAAAUGCCCAGCCUCCCUCUUGGACUAACAGGGUCCUUUGAGGAUACUUCAUUCACUUCACUUAGUAAUAUCGUCAAUGAAAACACUCUGAAAGCAAUAGCAGAAAUGGGCUUUACUAACAUGACUGAGAUUCAGCAUAAAAGUAUCAGACCACUUCUAGAGGGCAGGGAUAUUCUAGCAGCUGCAAAAACAGGCAGUGGCAAAACCCUAGCAUUCCUCAUCCCUUCGAUAGAACUCAUUGUCAAGUUAAAGUUCAUGCCUAGAAAUGGAACAGGAGUCCUUAUCCUCUCACCUACUCGGGAGCUGGCUAUGCAGACCUUUGGUGUUCUUAAGGAACUAAUGUCUCACCACGUGCAUACUUACGGUUUGAUCAUGGGAGGCAGUAACAGAUCUGCAGAGGCACAGAAACUUGCAAAUGGGAUCAACAUUAUUGUGGCAACACCUGGCCGACUUCUGGACCAUAUGCAGAACACCCCAGGAUUUAUGUUUAAAAACCUGCAGUGUCUUGUUAUCGAUGAGGCUGACCGAAUUCUUGAAGUUGGGUUUGAGGAAGAGAUGAAACAGAUCAUCAAACUUCUGCCAAAACGCAGACAAACAAUGCUCUUUUCUGCCACACAAACUCGAAAGGUAGAAGAUCUGGCAAAGAUUUCCCUUAAGAAGGAGCCAUUGUAUGUUGGUGUUGAUGAUGAUAAAGAUACUGCAACAGUGGAUGGUCUUGAACAGGGAUAUGUUGUUUGUCCAUCUGAAAAAAGGUUCCUUCUACUCUUUACAUUCCUCAAGAAGAACCGGAAGAAGAAGCUGAUGGUAUUUUUUUCUUCAUGUAUGUCAGUGAAAUACCACUAUGAGCUUCUGAACUACAUUGAUUUACCUGUCAUGGCCAUUCAUGGCAAACAGAAGCAAAAUAAGCGGACAACUACCUUCUUUCAGUUCUGCAAUGCAGAUUCUGGAAUUUUGCUGUGUACAGAUGUGGCUGCCAGAGGGCUAGAUAUCCCAGAAGUAGAUUGGAUUGUCCAGUAUGACCCCCCGGAUGAUCCAAAGGAAUAUAUUCAUCGUGUUGGUAGAACAGCCAGAGGCAUAAACGGAAGAGGUCAUGCUCUGCUUAUUUUACGACCAGAAGAAUUGGGUUUUCUUCGUUACCUGAAGCAAGCCAAGGUACCAUUAAGUGAAUUUGAAUUUUCCUGGUCAAAAAUUUCUGACAUUCAGUCUCAGUUGGAAAAACUAAUUGAGAAGAACUACUUCCUUCAUAAAUCAGCCCAGGAGGCAUAUAAAUCCUACGUUCGAGCCUAUGAUUCCCAUUCUCUGAAGCAAAUCUACAAUGUUAACAGCUUGAAUUUACCUCAAGUUGCUUUAUCAUUUGGUUUCAAAGUACCUCCAUUUGUUGACCUAAAUGUGAACAGCAGCCAAGGGAAGAGGUUGCAAAAAAGAGGUGGUGGCGGUGGUUUUGGCUACCAGAAGCCCAAGAAUGUCCACAAGUCCAAAAUCUUCAAGCACAUUAGCAAGAAGAAAUCUGAUGGCAGGCAGUUCUCUCACUGAGGCAGUAACUUUUAUAAUCUUCAGUAACUUUGACCUCAGAUAAAGACUUGUCUUCGUUGCACUAACCAUGGAAUAUUUACAGCCUUCAGGAUUUGGAUUAUCUGAUUUACCACACUUAAGUGCAGUGGCUUCAACUAGUUUUUCUUAAUAAAAGUGAGAUGAAGCUAAGUUUUUCUUGGUUUCUAAAAGGCAAAUGACAUUUCCUUUUCAAUGGACAUUGACAAAUACAGAAUUUUAACUGUAGAUUAUAUUUUUCCAAAGAAUUUAUAUUUUCAAAUUGUGAACAGUUCCAUUUCUCUUAAGAGCAUUUUUCUUGGUCUUAUAUCCAGUCAUUCCUUACCAUUGUUUUUUUGAGAACUCUUUGGCUCAGAUUGCAAUAUUAAUGGACUUCAUAAUGUAGUCAGGGACAUGAGGAUCUUCUUGGCUAGCUGUACAAAUAAAGGCCUCAGUCUGUUCUGCUUAUUUCUUGGAUAAUACAAAUUGUCUUUGAUCCAUCCUAAAUAUUGUCUGCAAAAGCAAAGGACCUAUAACCUUUUGGUUGGGAUUUGUAGUCAGAGGACCAAGAUUCAAAUCCAAACUGCUUCUCUGUAAUCUGUGUCCCCUUAAGCUCUCUUGGCCUUGGUUUCCUUAUCUGUAAAAUGAAGGGGUUGCCCAAAUGGCCUCCAAGGUCCCUUGCUAGCCCAAAACAUGAUCCUAUAGGAACUUGUUAAUAAAUCUCAUAAAUUUAAGAUUGUUUGCACUUAUUACCAUAGUAAUAGAUUACAUGAAGAAGAUGUUUCAGUUUCUUUACUUUUGACCUGAUUCAUUAGAAACAUCUGUAAUGCAUCCCUUUCUUUCUGUUGCUAUACAAAUCUCUGGUAUUCUGUGAAAAUAAAAUAUGCCCCACAAACAAAUCAUAAAGUUUAUUCCAAGGCUUAAACUGGGGUGCUCUCUGAGCAGUCACUGCACGUCCCUAGAUACGGAAACCUGGGCUCAGAUUCUUAUUGGACCCUGAGCAAGUCACAUGACUUCUCUGAACCUCAGUUUUCUCUGUGAGCAUCAAAUGAAAUAAUGGUAAAAUACUUGCAAAUCUUAAAAUUCUGUAUAAAUGUUAGCUAUUAUUAUUGUGCUUCUAGUUAACAAAACCUUGCUUGUAAAAGCCUCCAGUGUUUGCAUCAGUCAGUCAAACGUUAAUCACAAAUGUUUUGAAUUUUGGUAAGAUCAGCGCUCAUAUUCUAGGCUCCUUGAAAAGCAAGGUCCAAGAGAACCAGAAACAAAAUAAAUACUCAUCACUUGGGAAAUAGCUAAACAGAUCAUGCUGAAUGGAUGUAAUGAAUAUUAACUGCGCUAUAAGAAAUGAUGAAUAUGAAGACUUCAGAGAAGCACGGGAAGUUUUAUGUGAACUGAUCCUAAUAAGCAGAAUAAGGGAAGCAAAAUAUAUGACCACAACAUGGAAGAGAAAGGGGGGGAAAGCGAAUGCUGUAAUUAUAGUGACUUGCAGAGGUGGAGGCCUAUCAUUUGCUAGAGGGGGGAAGGGGUUGCUGAACUACUUAAAUCUUUUUUAAAAAUCUUUGUUACAGGGGAUAGCUCAGUGGUAGAGGUUGGGAGGGAUAGAUUUGGAAAUACAGGGGAUGUGAAAACAAGAUUUCAAUAAAAGUGUAAUUUUUAAAACAAAA